Messenger RNA from Aspergillus novofumigatus IBT 16806, 2046 nucleotides. Its product is annotated as putative flavin containing polyamine oxidase. Bases 394 to 2007 code for a protein of 537 amino acids. Gene Ontology annotation, molecular function: oxidoreductase activity. The record is from RefSeq and is a predicted model, not a curated record. The transcript has 7 exons. Lineage: Eukaryota; Fungi; Ascomycota; Eurotiomycetes; Eurotiales; Aspergillaceae.
AUCAUCCACGCCUAGAGUCGACUACUCCCUUGCUUCUCCGGCAGCACCAAGAAACUCGCACCUCAGUUUCGAAUCUUAACAAACUAACCAAUAAGUUCUUACAAUCAUGACCAUUCCGCCUGGACUUACCCGCUUCGUCAGUCCUCUCAUCCCUGGUGGACAGAUCCCAGUGGUCCCGAUAAGCCUUACAUGCCAAGGCAUCGUUUGAUUCGAUCACAAGAUAUCCCGCCCGUCGAUCAUGUGCCCGGAAGUGGUACAAAGAGGUGUCAGUGGUCCGUUAUACGCCUCAUUCCGAAUUGUUUUUCUCUUUGCAACUGAGAGGAAUAAGAUAAAUAUGCCGGAGGAUUCGGAUGUGGUUUUUCUGUCUUUCUACGGAACUGUUCGGUGUUGUUGAUGAAGAUGCGGCUGAGAUAUGUACUUCCUUUUGUCACCGUUUGGAUACUGCGGACUUGUGAGGGAUAUGUGGCGCAGCAGGUGCCUAUGAGGGAGGACGGGAGGUGUACGAGGACUACAGUGGCUAUCUUAGGGGGUGGAGUAACAGGGAUUACCGCUGCUCAAGCGAUGGCAAAUGCAUCCAUUGAUGAUUUUAUUAUUCUCGAGUAUAGAGAUCGACUUGGGGGUAGAUUGAGACUUGAAGAGUUUGGAGAAGAUGAGAAUGGGAAUCCGUAUGUGGUAGAGCUGGGGGCGAACUGGGUACAUGGAGUUGGGAUGGGUGUAAGAGAGAACCCUAUUUGGCAACUGGCCAGAAAGCACAACUUGACAGUCACACAUUCCAACUACAGCUCGAUACGCACCUACAACGAAACCGGCUUCACCGACUAUCGACAUCUCCAGCGCGAGUAUGCCGCGGCCUACCGCACCGCCUCUAGAGAAGCAGGACGCAUCAUGACCGAGAACCUGCAGGAUCAGACGGCGCGGACUGGCCUCGCACUGGCUGGAUGGCGGCCACGGAAAGAUGAUUCGGCAGCGCAAGCGGUGGAAUGGUGGAAUUGGGACUGGGAAUCCGCCCAAACACCUGAUACCAGCUCGUUGGUCUUCGGCCUCGCCGCCGAGAAUAUCACCUUCCAACAGUUCGGAGCACGGAACGAAUUGGUCAUCGAUCCCCGCGGCUACAGCGCCAUAAUCAACGGCGAGGCCGCAACCUUUCUAUAUAGCGAGAAUGGCGAUCCGAGGAUGGACCCUCGCGUCCGGCUGCAGACACAAGUCACCGAGAUCGAGUACUCCGACAAAGGCGUCACGAUCCGCAACAGCGACGGUAGCUGUGUAGAAGCAGCGUACGCCAUCUGCACAUUCUCUCUUGGUGUUCUGCAGAACCACGCAGUCAACUUCCGUCCUGCACUACCCGGGUGGAAACAAACCGCCAUCCACAAGUACACCAUGGGCACGUAUACCAAGAUCUUUAUGCAGUUCGAGGAGAUGUUCUGGCCGGACGAUACGCAGUUCUUUUUGUAUGCGUCGCCGACGACAAGAGGGUACUUUCCCGUGUUCCAGUCUCUGUCGAUGGAGGGGUUCCUUCCCGGGUCGAAUAUCCUGUUCGUGACGGUUGUAGAUGCAGAAGCCUAUCGGGUGGAGAGGCAAUCCGAUGCGGAAACGCAAGCCGAGAUCCUCGAUGUCCUCCGGCAGAUGUUCCCCGACAGGCACAUUCCCGAACCGAAAGGGUUCUUCUACCCGCGCUGGUCGGAAGAGCCUUGGGCGUACGGCAGCUACUCCAACUGGCCGGUUGGUACGACGCUGGAGAUCCAUCAGAACCUGAGAGCGAAUGUACAGCGGCUGUGGUUUGCUGGUGAGGCGACGUCUUCGGCGUAUUUCGGAUUUGCGCAUGGGGCUUGGUACGAGGGGAAAGAAGUCGGAGAGCAUGUGGCUGCUCUACUGCAGGGUAAAUGUGUUACGUUGCAGGGGCAGAAGGCUUGUGGAGAGAGGAGGCAUUACGAGGUGCUGCAUGGGACGACACCCUUGGAGUCAUAUAAUGCGAUCAAUGGGUGGCCAGUGAGUAGCAUUGAGCUGUAGCCUGUAGAUUCACUGGUUUAUUUGUUUCAGGGAAGACGG